This is a messenger RNA of Cavia porcellus (domestic guinea pig), 2529 nucleotides long. RefSeq lists its product as uncharacterized. The transcript is spliced from 2 exons. The record is from RefSeq and is a predicted model, not a curated record. The coding region runs from base 86 to 721 and encodes 211 amino acids. Lineage: Eukaryota; Metazoa; Chordata; Mammalia; Rodentia; Caviidae.
CUCUAUUUCCUGACAAAACAACACCAUUCCUGUACGAUCAUUCCCAGGAGUGGCAGCGGGUUCCCCAAGCUGGCCCAGGCACUGGAUGCCAGACCCUCCUAGGGUUCGGGGAUCUUUGGAGUCUUCCCCCGACCCGGGGCCCCAAAAGCUGCUCUGCAAAGCCAAGCGCGCAAGGCUCGGGAAGGGCGCGCGGGGCCACUCUCCUGCAGCCCCGCGCCUGGGAGGUCUGGUCGGACCUGGGGGCGCCCACGCAUCGGCCAGUCUCAGGCCCCCAGGAAGCCGACUCCGCGUACCUCCCCAGGGACCGAAAACCGCCGGUGCCACCGCACCCGUCGCCGCCGCCGCUUGCUCAUGGAGAGCCCGGGCCGCCACCGCCGCUUCAUCUACUAGCACCGUCGGCUGCCUCGGCCUCCCCCGGCGACAGCGCUGGGCUCCGGCACGGCCUCCAUCGCGCCCGCCGCGGCUGGAGCCACAGCAGCUCCGGCGCCCAGGCCCGACUCGACCGGACCCACGGAGCCAGGACCGCGGGACGCGUCGCUUCUUAUUACGGAGGAAGAUUCGGCCUGACCUCCGCCCCCCUCCCCCCAAGACCCCAGUUUCCAGCCGCCGGACGGCACCGCUGCGCAGGCGCGAAGACGCCCAGACCAAACGUUACUUGAUGUAUCCCAUCCAGGACAAUGAGCUGUCAACAAACUCACGGUAUGAGCCAGCUCUGGUCUAAGAGAGCCUGCGGAAACUGACUGUUUUACACUGACUUACGGGUGAGGACAACCUGUGCAUAUUUGUGCUACUCUCCAAAUGAAGCCAUUUUUAAGUUAUGUUUUUAUCUCAUCAGACUUGCAUAAGGGGCGGAGUGGAUGUGAAACAGCCAGGGGACAGCCAUGGUGGGACAGUAGUCUGCGAUGACAAGACUGCGAUGUAAUAAAAAAUAAAAUUAACUUUAUUAACUUGGAAAGCACAAGAUGUGUUCCUGCUAUCCUCACCAAAAUGUAGAUGUCUGUGCAGAAGGCACUACCCAUCAGGCCGAAGCCAGUUAUUAGCUACUUAUUUCCCCGUAACAGGUUACUUCCAAGCUGUCACUUCAAACUCAGUCAUUUGUUGUUAACUUAAAAGUUACUGUGGUUAGGAAUUUGUGAGCAGUGCACUUGAGUGCCUCUAGUUUUGUGUCUCACAUGAGGUUGUCAUGAAGAUGCAAGUCUAGAUUGCAGUCAUCGAACUGUUGGAGAGAGGCUGCAGAAUUUGCUUCCAAAAAGUUUGUUCUCUGCUGCCAAGUGGGUCCUUGAUAAUGAUAGGCCCUUGUUUCUUCUCACUUGGGCCCCUCAAUUGGCUGCUUGAUAUCCUUCUGACACAGAGACUGGCAUCAUUUGUAGCCAGCAAUCCAGGAUGGAACAAGACAGAAAGAGCAAUGUCUCUUAUUUCUGCAUAUUCUGACAUACUCAAAAUAAUGCCUUACGAGUUCCCUGGGAAACUCCAGCCAGGUUAACACCUGAAACUAGCCAUCAAGUUUACUAUUUUUUUUAUGUGAGUUUUUUUUUCCUGGCUCUUGAGCUGUGGAGACCAGAUGAACAAUUUUUACAAGGACAAUUAAAAUUUCUCUUCUUAUUUAGAAAUGUAUUGUGAUGAUAUAAUACGUUUUGGUUUGGUCUGUAAGUCCUGAGUGGAUGUCCCUGUGCCAUCCAUUUUUCCUGUUAUUCUUUCUUUGAUUAGCAGUGAGAAUACAUGAUUCAAAAAUCAAAAGGAGUAGUUUCAGGACUUCAUCUAGUAUAAUUUUUAAACCCAUGAAUACAGUUUAUUUUUAUGCAUCUCUUCUCAAGUUGUUCACAUAAGAAUAUUUAUAUGUUACGUUAUUUUUACACUCUGAGAAAUAUUUAUAAUCCUUGAAGAACUCAUUGUUUUUCUGUCCAUAACAUCUCUGUUCUACCAUUCUUAGAGGAAAAUUUCUUGACAGUAGUAUUUGUAUUUAUGCCUGGAAAUAUCUAUAAAAUAUAUACAAGUCCAAAAAUCUCAAAGGAAGAGUUGUUCUCAUAAAAAUUUUUGGCAAAAAUACUUACCAUUACUAGCUAUGGCAGCAAUUCUAUAAUUCUAGAGAGAAUAAGCGAAUAAGGUAUGUGUGUGUGCGUGUGUGCUGAAUUCUCUUUCCAGAAGAUAAAAAAAAAAAUCUUUAUCCUAAUUGUAUUUUCUGGUUUUUGAGACGCAUUUCUUCCUGAAGGUCUGGUAAAGAUAACUUUCUCAUUGACCAUUAAUAGGUAGAAAAAAAAAAAAAAAAGAAAGAUGUUCCUAUAGUUGGAUGUGAUGGUACAUACCUGUAAUCCUGCAUUUAGGAGGACGAGGCAGAAGAUUGCUGUGAGUUUGAGGCCAGCCUGGGCUACAAAGUGAGUUCAAGGCCAGCCUGAGACAUGGUGAAAUCAUGUUUCAAAAUCAAAAUGAUGUAAAACAAUUCCCCCAUAAAAAACAAUGAAGUUCCUUUAACUGUUAUUAUACAUGAUUUCUGAAUUGGAUUUUGCAAAUGUAACUAGGAGAGAUGGGAGA